AUGGCUUCUGAAUUCCACUCUGAUCUCGCCGCUGACUUUAGUAAAUUACUUGUCGAUGCAGACGACUAUAAUGUUGAAAUUCGGGUAGGAGAGGAGCCCAAUGUAAAGUCGUUUCAAUCACAUUCUGUAAUCCUACGUGGACGUUCUCCAUACUUUCGAACUGCUUUAUCGAGUAAUUGGGCUCGAAAGGACGGUGAAAAGUUUGUUCUCAAACAACCCAAUAUUUCGCCUACCGUAUUUGAAGUUAUACACAACGGAUCUAUUGACUUUAAUGCUCAGCACAACUCUGACUUACUCGAUUUAAUGGUAGCCGCCGAUGAACUGGAUCUUACAAAGCUAAUAAAUCACGUCCAAGACCACCUCAUAGAAACACAAUGCUCGUGGCUGCGAGAAAACCUCUUUUCCGUAGUUCAUGUUGUCUGUCGUCAUGAAGCAUGCUCACAACUACGUGAUUACGUUCUGAGUUACAUAUGCGGCAAUCCGCAAGUAUUGUUUAGGUCUGAAAACUUUUGUUCGGUGGAGGAGAAUGUGCUGUUAUAUCUAUUGAAGAGAGACGAUUUGGAGAUGGAGGAGACUGAAAUUUGGGAAUAUUUGUUACAGUGGGGAAUAGCAAAUAUGCCGUCACCAUCAUCUAGUGAUUACGAUAAAUGGAGCAAGGAGGAAUUUACAGCUUUGGAGCGUACAUUGCAUGAUCUGAUUCCUUGGAUAAGGUUCUUUCAAAUGCCUUCGAAUGAAUUUUACGAGAAAGUUAGACAAGAUUUUAAGAAGAUCUUGCCAAAAAAAUUGAACGAAGAUAUUGUCAAAUAUCAUAUGAAGUCGCCCGAUGUGAGUGGAAUUAAAUCCGAGAUUCUGCCUCCCCGUCUUAUUCCAAUGGAUUCUACAACCAUAAAUGCCAAGCACGCUGCUCUUAUUUCCAGUUGGAUUGACCGGAAAUACGAUGCAAUAACGCUAAGCAAUUAUAAAGACAUGUCACAUGAAUUUCGUCUACUUUUACGUGGCAGUCGAGAUGGCUUUGAUGCGCGGACAUUCCACAACCACUGCGAUAAUAAAGGUCCGACAGUAGUGAUAGCCAAAAUCAGUGGAACAGGCGAGCUUGUUGGCGGAUACAAUCCAACGAAAUGGCAGCAAGCAUACGAUAGCAAAUACGUCAGAGCACACGAUAGUUUUAUUUUUUCGUUUGGAGACAAUAAUCAUUCUAAAUUGAGUCGAGUUAUGUUGAAUUCUGUUAACUAUGCGAUCAGAUGGACUGAACGGUGCGGUCCUUGUUUUGGAAAUGGCGACUUGUGGAUGAAUCAUGCAAAUGAUACAACCUCUGAUAACAACCAAAAAUGGUCUAGUAGGCAAUCUUCGUACGAAUAUGGUAUUAUUGAUAGAGAUACCUUCGACGUUGAGGACUAUGAAGUCUUUCAAAUUAUUAGAAAGUCCCCUGUGUUAUAUUUGUAG
Messenger RNA from Paraglomus brasilianum, 1443 nucleotides. Lineage: Eukaryota; Fungi; Glomeromycota; Glomeromycetes; Paraglomerales; Paraglomeraceae. The record is from the annotation of a GenBank genome assembly.